AUGACACAACAAAAGAAGACCAUCGCCGUGGUAAACGCGACGGGUCGCCAGGCUGCGUCUUUAAUACGCGUGGCCUCGGCCGUCGGACACAAUGUGCGCGCUCAGAUCCAUUCUCUCAAGGGCUUCGUCGCAGAGGAGCUGCAGGAGCUUCCGAAUGUCACUCUAUUCCAAGGCCCGCUGCUGGGCAACACUCCCCUGAUGGACGCAUUAUUCGAGGGCGCCAACCUUGCAUUCAUCAACACCACCUCACAAUCAGGCGACGAAGUCGCAAUCGGCCGCGACCUCGCCGACGCCGCCAAACGAGCCGGAACCAUCCAACACUACAUCUACAGCAGUAUGCCCGAUCACUCGGUACAUGGGCCCUGGCCUCCGGUACCGCUCUGGGCCCCCAAAUUCACCGUCGAGAACUACAUCCGUCAACUGGGACUUCCUUCGACCUUUGUCUACGCCGGAAUCUACAAUAACAAUUUCACGAGUCUACCCUACCCCCUCUUCCAGAUGGAGCUCAUGCCGGAUGGAAGUUUCGAAUGGCAUGCGCCCUUUGACCCGGACAUUCCGCUGCCCUGGCUGGACGCGGAACAUGAUGUGGGCCCCGCGUUGCUGCAGAUUUUCAAGGAUGGGCCGAAGAAGUGGAAUGGACAUCGUAUCGCGCUCACAUUCGAAACUCUCUCUCCCAAUCAAGUUUGCGCUGCGUUCGAGCGCGCGCUCGGCCGCCCCUGUCGCUACCUGCGCGUCCCCAAGGUCGAAGUGAAAGUCAACAUUCCGCCGGGCUAUCGAGAACAGCUGGAGGCGAUUGAGGUGGUGUUCGGACAGUGCGACGCGCCUUACUUCCCACAGCCCGAGUUCUCCCGUCCGGCCGCUGGAUCCCCCAAGGGACUGGGCCCCGCCAAUGGCAAAGGCGCAGGCGCGGGAAUGAUGCAGGGUCCCGGAGGGGUGAUUUCGCUUCGUGUGACCGACGAGGCCCGGCAUUUAUGGCAGGGGUGGCGCGAUAUGGAGGAAUAUGCGCGCGAGGUCUUCCCGGUGGAGGAAGAGGCCAACGGAUUGGACUGGAUGCUGUAG
Molecule: messenger RNA, 1059 nt
Organism: Aspergillus brunneoviolaceus CBS 621.78
Lineage: Eukaryota; Fungi; Ascomycota; Eurotiomycetes; Eurotiales; Aspergillaceae
Product: NmrA family NAD(P)-binding protein
Exons: 2
Coding region: 1-1059 (352 amino acids)
Source: RefSeq, a predicted model, not a curated record